AACCAAAGAGAAAAAUUAAAAAAAAAAAAAAGGUGAAUGCCAGUCGCCAGAGAGCCAAAGGCAGAUCUAUGACUAUGAGUGACAAGGAGAGAUGCCGCAAAGACUCUAGAGUAGCAGAGACUGAGCGUAGAGAUAUGGGAGAAAUGGAGGCUGACAAGGAAGAGAGGCAACUCCGCAGUAGAAUCGCCAAAAUCUUCGACGAGGCCAAGACCUCCAACGCCACCCACAUUCGGAAGCUCAAGGACCUCUCUUCCGUCCUUGCCAAGGCCUCCUCUCCUCGCCAGUUCGCUGCCGCAUUCUGCAGGGUUUUGACUCCUCUUUUCUGCAUCCAGCGCCGGACUUCUUCCGCUGAGCGCAUCGUCCGGUUUGUCUCCGCUUUCGCCUGCGCCCGCGCGUCUUCCGGCUGUGACCAAUUUCUCGAAGACUUGGUCCAGUUCUUGCUAGUCGCUUCUGCUGCUGCAAAUAAGACUGCGAGGUUUAGGGCUUGCCAGAUGAUUUCUGAGAUAAUCAUGAGGCUGCCUGACGAUGCGGAAGUGAGUGAUGAUGUCUGGGAUGAUGUGAUUGAAUGCAUGAAGUUGCGUGUUCGUGACAAGGUUUCUUUUAUUCGCACAUUUGCUGUUCGAGCUCUUUCCCGAUUUGUGAAUGAUGCCGAGAACAGUGACAUCCUUGAUUUGCUUCUGGAAAUGCUUCAGCUGGAGCAAAGUGCAGAAGUUCGUAAGACCAUUUUGCUAGCUUUGCCACCAACAAAUGCCACCUCACUUCUGAUUAUUGAUUGCACCUUAGAUGUGAGCGAGGCAGUUCGCAAAGCUGUGUACUCUGUUAUUGCCAGUAAAUUCCCCUUAAAAAGUCUCAGUUCUUUUUUUUUGUGGCUGCCUUAUUAAUUCAGCAUAAAGCUGAGGACACUUAUCCUUCAGAGAGGACUUGGUGAUCGUUCCAUUAUUGUCUCAAAGGAGUGCCUGAGGCUGUUGAGAGAUGAAUGGUUUUCUAAGUCCUGCAAUUAUGAUCCUAAAGAGCUUUUGAAGUAUUUGGAUGUUGAGACUUACGAAUUUGUUGGAGAAGCUGUGAUGGAUGCUUUGUUGAAAGAUGGCUCGAUAAAGUUACAUGAUAAACAAAGCAUCCAAGAGUACAUCGUUUCUACUGUUACUGAAAAUGAAGGAGAUCCAGCAGAUUCACCUCCCAGUAUUCAGCUUAUGGAACCAGAGUCUGCUAUUUAUUGGAAAACAGUGUGCAGGUUCUUACAAACAAAAGCACAAGCCAAAGGCUCCGAUGCUGCUGUAACAACAGGCACUGAAGCUGCAAUGUAUGCAGCUGAAGCUUCAGAUAACAAUGACUUGUUGGACAAAAUACUUCCGGCUACAGUUUUUGAUUAUGUAGCUCUUGUCAGAGCUCAUAUAGAUGCUGGAGCAAACUACCGCUUUGCAUCUCGGCAACUGCUACUACUUGGUGCCAUGCUGGAUUUUUCUGAUUCUACAAGCAGGAAAAUAGCCGGUGCCUUCCUGCAAGACCUGCUGCGUAGGCCCUUAGACUUUGAAAUUGACGAGACUGGGAUUGAAGUGGUCAUUGGAGAUGGGUUAAACCUGGGCGGUGACAAGGAUUGGGCUGAUGCUGUAACCAGUUUGGCAAAAAAAGUCCAUGUUGCAAUUGGAGAAAUCGAGAGUGCUGUUCUUGGGGUUGUAGAAGAACUUGCCAGGCCUUGUCGGGAGAGGACUGCUGAUUUCAAGCAAUGGAUGCACUGCCUGGCUGUGACUGGUCUUCUUUUGCAAAAUGUAAAGUCGUUUCACUUGCUUCAAGGGCAGGCUAUCCAACCAUCCGAGUUGCUGCAGUCUUUGCUGCUUCCUGGGGCGAAACAUGCUCAUUUAGAUGUGCAGAGGGUUUCUGUUCGAUGCCUUGGUCUUUUCGGCUUGUUAGAGAAGAAGCCAAGUGAAGAUGUGGUGAAGCAGUUAAGGGUUUCUUUCAUAAAGGGUCCAGCUCCUAUCAGUACAAUGGCAUGUAAGGCUUUAAUAGACCUUGCGCUUUGGCAUGGUCCUCUUGAAGUCGAUAAGGCAUUGAGGCCGGGUGAUGCCUCUCAAUUGGAGCAGAUCAAAAUGGCAUUUACUGCUUUAAACUUCCUCGAUGCUGAUGAUAAUAUGGACGCUGAGUUUCUGGACCUUUUGUAUGCUGGUCUUGACAGAACUGACUGGGGGAAUUCGGUAGAAAGUGAUGAAAGUGAAAUUAUGCAAGCAGUUAUCGGUGAGGGAUUGGGGAAAAUUCUUCUCCUAAGUGAGAAUUAUACAAGCAUACCAACUUCUUUACACCCUUUGCUCUUGGCCAAGCUUAUUGAGUUGUAUUUUAGUGAUGAAACCAGUGGUUUGCAGAGGCUGAAACAAUGUUUAUCUGUCUUCUUUGAACACUACCCUACACUUUCAGCUAAUCACAAGAAGUAUUUGUCUAAGGCGUUUAUUCCAGCAGUGCGUUCAAUGUGGCCGGCAAUCUUUGGAAAUGCUGGAGGAACUGCUGUCAUAGUGUCUAACUUGCGCAAACAUGCAACCCAAGCAUCCCGGUUCAUGGUCCAGAUGAUGCAUGCUCCAUUAUAUGCUGUGCAUGAUGAGACUGAGAAUGCAGAGAGUGGUACUGGAUCAGUGGAAAAUGCAAACCAUUCAUCAGGACCUUCACUUGAAUGCAGAGAGGAAGGACUUGCAGUACGCAUAGCUGCAGAGCUUGCCAGCUUCACAGGGAAGAGAACAGCUGCAGAGAGGUCAUACAUGUCAGCACUCUGCAGAACACUAGUCCUGAUCCAGUUUCAUCCAUCAGAACAAGACGCGAUAAGGCUAAUGAGACGUCUUUUGAAUCAUCUGACUGCAAAUGUACAUUUAGAGAAAGAUGCCAUGAAAGAGUUGAAGCUGAUGGCUGAACGUCUUGAGUCAGUUGACAGUCGACCAGAGGAGGCACUUGCGCUGGAACAGGCCAAUCUUAUACUUGGUAAGCUGGAGUUGGACUUCAACUUGGAUGUCAACGUUCCUGCUGCUAGUUGUACGAUCCCGCAAACGCCAGCUCGCCCUCGACCAGGUAGAGGAGCAAGCCGGUCGAGGAGGCGAGCGAAGGACGAUGAAGAAGAAAUGUCUUCGGAAGAAGAAAGUUCGCCCGUGUCAGUUCCGGUAGCUGCAGGGAGUAGCCGGUCGCAGAGGGCGAGCAAAACUGCAGCAUUGACCAAGAUGAUGAGUACUGCCAACAGAGUUGCUACGGCAAGAAUUGAGGAAGACGAUGAAGAUGAAGGAGAAGAGUCGGAGGUGACGUCACAAGAUUCUGAUGACAGUGACGAGGAAGAGUUCUUCUAAGGUUUCCCUUUUCAGAACAUGCGUAUAGGUGCUGUGCUUCCUCGGCACUAGUUCCAUUGCAUUGACGACAUUCCAGAGUUUAGUUUCUGUUAUUGUUAUUAUGUCCACUAGGUAAUGGGAACAACUGUGUAUCGUAUGUGCUCUGUGAUGGCCUGAAUUGGUGUCUGUGUGUUUUCACAAGCAUGUUAAGGCUAUUCCUACUGGGCAUUCCAUAGUUCUCCCAUACUUAUCCAAAACCAACAAAACAUACCAAGAAGACAUCAAAGAGUACAAAACAUAACCUAGGUCUA
This is a messenger RNA of Linum tenue, 3604 nucleotides long. NCBI's taxonomy places the organism in Eukaryota, Viridiplantae, Streptophyta, Magnoliopsida, Malpighiales, Linaceae. The record is from the annotation of a GenBank genome assembly.